UCGUUAAUUAAACAUAAACUCGAAUUUUAACUCGAAAGCUCCGAAAGCAGUUAAAACUGCUUCGGUGCUAUGAAUGUAUAGGAACUUGCAUGCUCCGCGAAAUUCAGUAGAUUAUGAAUUUAAUUAUGAAUCAAGUUAUAAACGAAGUUGACGCAAAUAAAUUGCUAGAUUUUAAUCAAAAGUUUGAUAUCACAUUAUUAGAUCAAGUAGUCAAUUUUAUGUACCAAGGUCAUGGUCCACAACAUGAACUUGCAAAAAAGAUAUUAGGUCAACUUAAAGAACACCCUGACUCAUGGAUGAAAGUUGAUUCAAUACUUGAAACCUCUAAUAACCAAGAAACCAAGUUUUAUGCAUUACAAAUACUUGAAAAUGUAAUUCGCACGCGUUGGAAAAUGCUACCAUUUGAACAACGAGAAGGUAUAAAGCAGUUCAUAGUUGGUCUUAUAAUUAAAAUAUCAUCAUGUGAAGAGACAGCUGAAAAACAAAAGAUUUACUUAAACAAACUCAACUUAAUUCUUAUACAGGUUGUAAAGCAAGAAUGGCCGAAGCACUGGCCAACAUUUAUUAGUGAUAUUGUUGGUGCAAGUAAAUCAAAUGAAAGUCUUUGUAAAAAUAACCUUAUUAUUCUAAAACUGCUCAGUGAAGAAGUUUUUGACUAUUCUCUUGGGCAAAUGACACAGACUAAAGCUAAACAUCUUAAAGACAGCAUGUGUCAAGAGUUCUCUUCUAUAUUUCAGUUGUGUGAAUAUGUAAUGGAUAAUUCUAUGAAUAUUCCACUUAUUGAUGCAACAUUAAAGACGUUACUCAAAUUUUUAAACUGGAUACCUCUUGGAUAUGUCUUUGAAACUAAGCUCAUAUCUACUCUUAUUUAUAAAUUUUUAAAUGUUCCAGUAUUUCGCAAUGUUACUCUUCAAUGCUUAACAGAAAUAGGAUCUAUUAACAAUGCACAAUACAAUGAACAAUUUACUGUUUUGUACAGUUUAACAUUAGCACAAUUGAAACAAAUGCUUCCUUUAACUACAAAUUUAAAAUUGGCUUAUGUAAAUGGUAGCAAUGAUGAGCAAAACUUUAUACAGAAUUUAGCACUUUUUUUAUGUUGUUUUUUAAAAGAACAUGGUGUCUUAUUGGAAAAAAAGAUUGAGUUAAAAACAUCAUUGUUAGAGGGUUUACAAUAUUUGCUUCUUGUAUCAGAAGUAGAAGAUAUGGAGAUAUUUAAAAUCUGUCUGGAAUAUUGGAAUUCAAUAUCUUCAGAGUUGUAUAGAGAAAGCCCUUUCUCUGCACCAAUCCCUCAUUUAGGCUCUCCUUCAGCUGCAGGAAUGACUCCAAGAAGGAUUAUUUACAUGCCUAUUUUAUCCAAGAUUAGAUAUAUAAUGGUCUCACGAAUGGCGAAGCCUGAGGAAGUAUUGGUAGUAGAGAAUGAACAUGGUGAAGUUGUGAGAGAGUUUAUGAAGGAUACUGAUACUAUUGAUAAUUACAAAAAUAUGAGAGAAACACUUGUUUACUUGACUCAUCUGGACUAUCAAGAUACAGAACAUAUUAUGACAGAAAAGUUGCAAAACCAAGUAAAUGGUACUGAAUGGUCAUGGAAGAAUCUUAAUACAUUAUGUUGGGCAAUAGGUUCUAUAAGUGGUGCAAUGCAUGAAGAAGAUGAAAAAAGAUUUUUAGUAAUGGUCAUUAAGGAUUUACUUGGUUUGUGUGAAGUGAAACGUGGAAAAGAUAACAAAGCUAUUAUUGCAUCGAACAUCAUGUAUAUUGUUGGUCAAUAUCCAAGAUUCCUAAGGGCACAUUGGAAAUUUCUAAAGACAGUUGUAAAUAAACUGUUUGAGUUUAUGCAUGAAACUCACGACGGUGUUCAAGAUAUGGCUUGUGAUACAUUUAUAAAAAUUGCCCAGAAAUGUAGAAGGCAUUUUGUUCAGGUAAAUCAAGGUGAAGUUAUGCCAUUUAUUGAGGAAAUUCUUAAUAAUAUUAGUUCAAUUGUAUGUGACUUACAACCACAACAAGUUCACACCUUUUAUGAGGCUGUUGGAUUUAUGAUAAGCUCUCAAACUGAUCAAGUUGUCACAGACCGUCUAAUAGAAAAAUGCAUGUUUUUACCUAAUCAAAUUUGGGACGGUAUAAUUCAAUCUGCAAGUAAAGACAUCAACAUCCUUCGUGAUCCUGAGACUGUGAAACAGUUAAUGAACAUUUUAAAAACAAAUGUUAGUGCUUGUCGCUCUAUUGGACAUCCAUUUGUCAUUCAAUUGGGUAGAAUAUACUUGGAUAUGGUCAAUGUUUAUAAAGUUCUCAGUGAAAAUAUAUCUUCUGCUGUUGCUCAGCAUGGUGAAGGAGUAACAAAACAAUCUUUAAUAAAAUCAAUGCGUGGAGUAAAAAAAGAAACUUUAAACUUAAUUAAUUGUUGGGUGAACAAGUCAACUGAUCCUAAACUUGUUAAAGAUAACUUUAUACCUCCUUUACUGUCCACUGUGUUGGAAGACUAUAACAAAAAUGUUCCUCAAGCAAGAGAGGCUGAAGUUUUAAACACACUUGCAACUGUGGUUAACAAGCUCCAGAAUCAUGUAGUCGAGGAAGUUCCAUUAAUGUUUGAUGCCGUUUUUGAAUGUACGCUUAAUAUGAUAAACAAGGACUUUGAACAAUUCCCUGAACAUCGAACAAACUUUUUCAUUCUUUUACAAGCAGUUAAUCAGCGUUGUUUUCCUGCCUUGAUUGCACUUGCUCCUCCUCAGUUUAAGCUCGUUUUGGAUUCUGUCAUUUGGGCAUUUAAGCACACUAUGCGAAAUGUAGCAGAUAUUGGUCUUGAAAUUUUACUGGGUAUUUUGUUAAACAUUCAAAAACACCCACAAGCAGCGCAAGUAUUUUACCAGCAAUAUUACAUUAUGAUAUUACAGCAUGUAUUUUCAGUUGUAACGGAUAGCUCUCAUACCGCAGCUCUUACCAAACAUGCAUCAAUAUUAUCACAUAUGUUUACCAUUGCAGAAAACAAUGGUAUAACCGUACCAUUGUUUAAUCCUGCUCAAGUACAAGGGGGAAUGUCUAAUGAGCUUUAUAUAAAAGAAUAUGCUGCAGCUUUGUUUAAGCAAGCUUUUCCUCAUUUACAACAUCCACAAAUAAAGUUAUUUGUCCAAGGGUUGUUUGACCUUGAUCAAAACAUUGCUCAAUUUAAAGAACAUUUGCGCGAUUUCUUAGUGCAAAUUAAGGAGUUCCAGGGUGAGGAUUGCAGCGAUCUGUACUUAGACGAACGUGAACAACAACUUCGUAUUGCUCAAGAGGAGAAGCGAAAGAGGCAAAAAGAUGUACCUGGUAUUCUAAAUCCGCACGAAAUCGGUGAAGAAAUGCAGGAUGAUCUAACUAUUUAAUGACUAUGUACAUAUUCGAAAGAUAUCUGUCUGUGGAUGAGUAUAUAAUAUAAUGAUGAUUAUUUUUUGCAAUGUUUUCUAGAGAAAACUUAAAAUAUUCGUGUCGUGUAGCGUAGCGAGAGAGUGAAAAAAGAUUUAUUUAACGUUAUUUUUUAUAAAACAAAAAAAGUUAUUUGAUACAGUGUGAUCUAAGUGUGCGUUUGUAAACGAGGCUUUUUAUUAGUAGCGAGACUUUUUAUUGAAUGAUGUUAAACGUCCGUGAUGAUUUUUGUUAAUUUUGUUUUCUUCACGCUUCAAGCAAACAAAAUCGAUAUAUCAUUUUCCUUUUGUUUUGCUUUUAAAUAGCUUUUGUUAAUAAUUUAAUUUUUAACUGAAGUAGCGUUGUGCGAAAAAAAUGAAAUGUCUUUUUAUUUUAAACGAGUUGAAAUGUUAUCUUAGAUGACGAAUGUAGUUUAUCAAAGUUUGUAAAUACGUGUGAUAAGCGAGUCAGUGAAAAAUAAAGAUUUUUACAUUGAAAACAUA
This is a messenger RNA of Hydra vulgaris (swiftwater hydra), 3875 nucleotides long. RefSeq names its product exportin-1. Gene Ontology annotation, biological process: protein export from nucleus; ribosomal large subunit export from nucleus; ribosomal small subunit export from nucleus. Gene Ontology annotation, molecular function: small GTPase binding; nuclear export signal receptor activity. NCBI's taxonomy places the organism in Eukaryota, Metazoa, Cnidaria, Hydrozoa, Anthoathecata, Hydridae. The record is from RefSeq and is a predicted model, not a curated record. Gene Ontology annotation, cellular component: cytoplasm; nucleus.